Messenger RNA from Neurospora hispaniola, 3677 nucleotides. RefSeq lists its product as uncharacterized. Bases 160 to 3633 code for a protein of 1157 amino acids. The transcript is spliced from 3 exons. Gene Ontology annotation, biological process: mismatch repair. NCBI's taxonomy places the organism in Eukaryota, Fungi, Ascomycota, Sordariomycetes, Sordariales, Sordariaceae. Gene Ontology annotation, cellular component: MutLalpha complex. The record is from RefSeq and is a predicted model, not a curated record. Gene Ontology annotation, molecular function: ATP binding; mismatched DNA binding; ATP hydrolysis activity.
CAAACAAAACUUCCAUCACGCUAUCUCCGACAUAUCCAACCAUGACGACUGUAACUCCAACCUAAACUCGUCCCAAGCCUUGGAUAUUGAAUUGUCCAACCAUCCACCGACAAAGAUCAAUGAGCUUAGUAUAGCAUAAACAUCAGGUUUGGGGAUAGAAUGGCCUCAGAUGGCGCCAUCAAGGCUAUUGACCCGAGCACGAUCCAUCAGAUCCAAUCUGGUCAAGUCAUCGUCGACCUUUGCUCCGUAGCCAAAGAACUCGUAGAAAACGCCCUAGAUGCUGGAGCGACGACAAUCGAUGUCCGAUUUAAGAACCAAGGCCUCGAUUCGAUCGAAGUCCAGGAUAAUGGCGGUGGAAUAUCAUCCAGCAACUAUGAAUCCAUCGCGCUAAAACACUACACUUCCAAACUAUCCAACUACGAUGAUCUGUCAACCCUACAAACCUUCGGCUUCCGAGGCGAGGCUUUGUCCUCCCUUUGCGCCCUGUCACACUUCACCAUCGUGACAUGCACCCAGAAAGAGGCGCCAAAGGCCACCAAACUUGAGUUCGAGACAUCCGGAAAGCUCAAGAGCACCAGUGUUGUUUCCGGUCAGCGAGGUACAACCGUCUCAGUCGAAAACCUGUUCAAGAGUCUGCCUGUCCGCCGCCGCGAGCUCGAAAGAAACAUCAAGCGAGAAUGGGGCAAGGUGGUCAACCUGCUUAACCAGUAUGCCUGCAUUCAAACCGGCGUCAAGUUCACAGUGUCGCAACAGCCUACCAAGGGAAAGCGGAUGGUCUUAUUUUCAACAAAGGGAAACCCCACCACCCGAGAGAAUAUCAUCAACGUCUUUGGCAUAAAGACAAUGACUGCCCUGAUCGCUAUGGACCUCAGGCUGCAACUAAAACCUACCAAUACUGGACUCCUGGCCAAGCUGACUGCUCAGGACGACGACGCCAUGACAGAGGUUCGCAUUUGUGGACACAUCUCGCGCCCAGCUCACGGAGAAGGCCGCCAGACGCCAGAUCGGCAAAUGUUCUACGUCAAUGGAAGACCGUGUGGGUUGCCUCAGUUCGCCAAGGUCUUCAAUGAGGUCUAUCGGUCCUAUAACUCGACUCAAUCGCCUUUCAUAUUUGCUGAUAUUCAGCUGGACACGCAUCUUUAUGAUGUCAAUGUCAGUCCAGACAAACGCACUAUCCUGCUUCACGAUCAAGGACAAAUGUUGGAUAACUUGAGGGAGUCCUUGAUAGAGCUUUUUGAGUUGCAAGACGUCACAAUUCCCGUCUCACACACGCAACCACUUAAAAGCUCAACCUUCAGGGGGCCAUCAACAGUCCCCUUGGGGUCAUUGACCCCGGCUCGAGGGAAAGACAUCAGGGAUGCAUCGGAAGAACCGAGCAGUUCUCUGCCUUCAAAUAGACCUGAAAACGGACCAGAGGGCAACAGGCCAACUAGGCGUGCUGUCAAUGAGGACUCGGAUAAGGCCGUCAGCGAUGAAGAUAACGCGCCAAAUACUCUGUCUACUGGUUCGAAAACGAAUGCCGGGCCAUCCAGAUCCACACCUGCUAACACACAAGCGUCAAAUCUACUCGCCCGGUGGCUUGAGCGAAAGUCUGAGGCCCGGAAACAAUCAGUUUCAGCUGCUAUCAACGCGAAUGACAACAGAAGGGAGAAAUCGCCUGUCGAAAAGGAGCCACAAUCUCCGAAAAUGGCCAGAAGAUAUGACACAAAGGACGCCGACUCGGACGCCGAACAGGAUACUGCAGAAGACAAUGAACACGUGGAGAACAAUUCAGUGACUCAGGACGUGGUUGAUGAUAUGGAAAUGGAUAGGGAAGAACUGCCAAUGUCAUCCAUUCCACCCCCAUCUCAGCCACCUAUUCCAAAAGGGAGCCUCUUAUCAAUAUCACGUCCACCGAAAAGGUCAGCACAAGAGGAGGUGGCAACGAUCACUAUCGGCGGUCAUUCCAUCACCAGCGUCAUUGGUUCGUCCAAUAAAAGGUCCCGACUGUCGGAGGGCAUGAGGUCAGUCAGUCUUGGGAGUUCCCCUACGAAAGGGGUUAGGACCGUGCCCGUGCCUUCUUUCGGUGGCCGUUUGACCCAGCUGUUUUCUGCUUCGGGUGGUGCAUCUCGCGGGGUAUCAAAGGACUUCGAAAUGACGACCGAGGAUGUGGAAAUGGUCGAUGAGGAAGAGAAAGGGGAGGAAAACGAAGAGGGUAACGAAACAGAGAAAGGAGUGGAUUCCGAUGAGGAAGCACUUUUCGUGAGCCAAACGAAAGAUGUGCCCGCAGUCGAGUAUGAUGAUAUUGACGAAGAAGCUGAACACUCAGCUCGUGAAAAUAGCCUAGCUGAUGAAGAGGGCAAUGGUCCCAGUAGUGGCCAGAGCAGUCAGAGUGUGGCGGAGGGCGAUGAUAAUGGCCAAGUUAAACUUUCAGAAGAUGCACCUUCCGAGUGUUGUCAUCAUGGCGACGAUGACGAGGAGUACAUUGAUGAAGACGAGAAGAAGGCCAAAGAAGAGAAGAAGGUGCAAGAGAUGAUCAAAGCAGCUGAGAAAAAAGCAAAUGAGCCCACUGAAGAGGGCGAAAAGCGAUCUCACAGUUUUGUGAAAGGACGACUGAAACGGAAAGACUUGACUUUCAACCUUAUCCAACGUCUAAAGACAAGCGAAGGCGACAUCCGUUCUCGUAUGGAAACCUGGGCAAAGUAUCUACCGAGAGCGGGCACAGCUACCUCCUCUACACAAGAGAGCAGCGAUGGGAAACCAACCAUAGGUCUCGACGCCGCCGACGCCGAAGAGAAACUCUCCCUCAAAAUAUCCAAAUCCGACUUUGCCAAAAUGAAAAUCGUCGGCCAGUUCAAUCUCGGCUUCAUCAUUGCCGUCAGGGAAGCCUCCUCCUCUCAUUCAUUAGAACAUUCCCCAACUCAACAAAGCCCCGCUGCCACCACCCAAGAAGAUGAUGAACUCUUCAUCAUCGACCAACAUGCCUCAGACGAAAAGUACAACUUUGAGCGCCUCCAAUCCACCACCACCGUGCAAUCCCAGCGUCUCGUCCAGCCCAAACCGCUCACCCUCACCGCCGUCGAAGAAGAAAUUAUCCUCGAACACCUACCUGCGCUCGCGGCCAACGGGUUCCAAGUGCGCGUCGAUACCUCAGGCGAGUCCGCUGUCGGUUCUCGCUGCCAGCUUUUAUCUCUUCCCCUUUCGCGUGAGACGACCUUCGGCGUAGCAGAUUUGGAGGAACUGAUCUUCCUGCUGGGGGAUAACCCGACUUCGAGCGCCACCACCGCGAUACCGAGGCCUUCCAAAGUGAGAAAGAUGUUUGCCAUGAGAGCGUGCAGGAACAGCAUCAUGAUCGGUCGGGCGUUGAGUCGGCCGCAGAUGGAGAAGGUGGUUAGGCAUAUGGGCGAGAUGGAGAAGCCGUGGAAUUGUCCGCAUGGGCGGCCGACGAUGAGACAUCUUUGUGGACUGGGGACGGCGUUUGGGGAAGGUACCAAAGAAAAGGAGAGGGGAUGGGAUGAGUGGGAAGGGGUGGAAAGGGAGAGGGUUGAUUGGAAAGCGUGGGUUAGGGAGAAGAGGGAAGACGGAGAGGAGGAUGAAGGAGAGGGACAAGAAGAGGAAGAGGAAGAGGAAGAGGAGGAAGAAAUGAGUGAAUAAGGACAAGUAUUAAAUGGUUUCUCAUAGGAAUGAAUCACAUCGUA